GCUAACGUAUACACGUGUCCCGUGUCAGUCGGUACCAAGGAACGAACAAGACGCACCGAGACUUGACAAAAGUCACUCAAUCAAUUUUCACCAAAACUUUCCAAUCACACUUGAAGUUUCACCUGUUUUCCCAUCAUUUCUACGUUUUACUUCAUCAGCUUCGGCUGUCGUUGUCGUGCUUGGGCCUUCGUAUUUUGCGAGCGUUUCAAUCGUCGUGAUUGUUGGUAUUGCGCGAUUCAUUUGAAUGUGACCGGUGCAUGGACCUUCGGGCAUCAAAUUCAAAAAUCGUGAUUGACAAUUCGCUUAUGUCUCUUCAUCUCGGGAUGAAAUACUGUUAUCAGUGCAUGCGAUAACGUUAUGUCUGCCCAAUGGGCGAGUCUAAUUGAAACGUGUUGUCUACGUGAAAUUGAAGUUGAGUGAAAUCGUGAGCCGAUUCUGCCGGUUAAUAAAUGUCAUGCACCUUAAUUAAUCGUUAAGGUGCUUUGACCCGUGGCUUAAACAUCAGUGGGGUUAUGCAGUUACAAUAUUUAUCAUUGGAUUGCCUCAGCGUCUCUGUUGAUUGUGAGAUAACACCUAAGAUAAUGGAUGAUCGAACUACGCCCAAUCCACCAACACUGCAUAAUCGAAGUUUUCUUCAUCGCAAUGGUAUCAUCGGAGUGAAAGACUGUAAAUUGGAGGGUCUGGCCUUGAAGCGCAAGAGUUUACCACUACAAUUGAUUCCAACUGAUAUUGUCACCAUUGAAAAUGGAACGCACAGUGUCGACGAUGUGUCAAUCACACCGAUCGUCAGCAAUUCCUCGGAACAAUUGAAUUUCAAGGUAUCUGAUGGAGAACCCUCGAAUGAAGAUAUAAAUAGCCCUGGAGAUGUGAUUGAGGAGACGAGAGACAGUGGAAAUGGAGAGGCGAGUAAACAAGAAGUACCAACGAUAGCUCCAGCGAAGUCUGUCGAGGAUCUCGCGAAUAAAGAGGACGUUGACACAACAGUUUCGUGGGAAAAGUUGAAUUCCGAGAUUGUUGAGAGUACAUGUCAAAAGAAACCCGUUGAAAAUAACGCUGCAGAUUUAAAUGACAAUGACAAAUUACUGAGUACAAAAGUUCAUUUCAAGGUAAAACCCAAGUGGGGGUUUACGAGAACUGUUAUGCGUUAUGUGCCAAACAGAGCAAAGAGGUUUAAAAAAAUGAGUAAAACGAGACAACGAAAAAUUGAAACGAGGGAUGAGGAUUGCUCGUCUGGAAAAAUAUCACAGCCGACGAAUUUCGUUUAUCUCGCGGGUACAGCACGGUGGACAUGGCUGAAUGAUGCGCCUUUCAAUUCGCAUUCUGGGCCUGUUAUAACUCACGCGGAAAAAUUCGCGAGACUACCGAUGGUGGGGGAGGAGGACGAAGCGAACAAACAAGUUGGAAAUAAUGAGCAAAAAAUGACUAGAAGAAAUUCUGAUAGUCAAGAGCAAACAGUGAAGAUCAACGAUGAUAAUUGCACCAGACCUCGUGCGAAUUCCAGCUUCUUGUGGAGUAAUUUAUCGAAGAGACCUGUUGAAGUGGCCCCGGAAAAUGAUGAACAAGAGAAUUAUGACGAUGUGGGCGUAUCAGUUGUUGCUCAUGAAAAUUCCGAGGAUGUGUAUGAUGAUGUGGGUCCACCCGUGACAUCGGUCGACGUAUCACCUUCCGGACUUGAUUACGACGAUGACGAUCAGGUUUACGAUGACGUCAUGCCGCCGAGUAAUUUAUCCAGCGGGAUGUGUAAUGGGAUUGAUGGAGAGGGGCGGCCUGGAUUCCAGGGAGAAAGAGGUGAUGCGGCAAAUUGCACUGUGAAUUCGGAUCAAACUCUCUCUAAUAAAAAAGAGGACUCUGAGGAGGACUUGAUUUAUAUGAGAAAUGAUUAUUCCUCGGUCGACGAGGAUGCGGAUGACGAGGACACAUUGUAUGAUGAUGUCGGGGUAAAUUGCCAGUCUCGUGUCAACAGCCUUUAUGCUGGCUCAACUAUUGUCUCACAUGUUGAAUCGAGUUGUGGAAAGGAAUCCGAGUGGGAGGAUCUGGAGGAAUCAAUGUCUGAACAUGUAUCGACAAACAAUCAAGAGGGUCAGUCCACCCCGUCAAAAAAAAAAACAGGCAGGUGGACGAGAAAAGUGAGACGGCAGAGAUCAAAGGCACUGCGUAAAAAUUCAUCGCGGACCUCCAGUCAAACAAUUCGAGUCUCCCGAGAAUCAGUCGUCUCUGUGGCUGUCAGCCUUGGUACGGGAUCGGUUCUCCUUGUUGGAUCGGCUGAAUCGUCGGGUGGGGCGAGCACGGGGGAAACGUGGAGAGAUUGUGGUGCGACAAAUGAUAAUAAUGGUAACGUCAACGGUGGUCCUAAGGAAUCAGCGAGCAGUGCUACACAGGGCCUGGUGCAACUGAGAACUGUCGAGAGGGAUGAGGCGUCCGUGGAUACCCAGGAGACGUCCUGUUACGUUCUUGAAGAUACAGCAUCUGACGACUCGAAUUACGAGACCCUGUGCUCGGAGCCGAGUGACUCGAUCAAUGGCGUUGAAACCAGUAUUGAAAAUUUAAUGGAAAUUCCGGCAAUUCAACAAGCACCGUCGAGACCCGUUCCACCCCCACCGAGAGAAUCCAGUCUCACGGAGACAUUUGGUAAACGUAUAAAGAUGUUGAGGAGAACGUGGAGUAUCACGAAAGGCAGUAUUGGACGUAUGAGACGAAAAACAUCGACAUCCAAUGAUACCACUGAGCCUAACGUCGAUGAUACUGGACUCAAGUCAUCGGGCUGUGAAAAUUAUCAGAGUGACUCGAGAAAGUCGAGUCAAGCCUUCAAUUUGAGGAAGCAUUUUCAAAGGAAUGUGUCGUCAUACUCGACAUUUUACCUCGAUAAUGAGAAUGAAAUUAAGGGGAAAAAUAAUAACGGUAGUGUCGAUGAAAUAUAUGGUAAUACCAAUGGGAUGAGUGAUUCCGAAUCCUGGAAGACGGAUGCACUCUCGAUAUCGAGGACGAUGCUUGAUAAUUCAGAUGAUUACAAUAUGCUAGCUGAGGAGCCGCUGUAUCAAUUCUAUGCGGCUGCCACUGUGAGAGGGGCUUUCCAGUCGGAUUCCGAUAGUAACUAUGGGGAGGACGACAGCAGUUCAAUAUCUUCACCCUCGACCUCUGAGUUGGGGAGGCCAGGGCACAGGACAUUGUGGUGUGAGACUCCUCAGGUCAAAAACACUCAGCUUCUCGAAAAAUUGACCCCAGACGAGAAAAAAAUCCAAGAAGCAAAAUUCGAGAUCUUCACGUCCGAGGCGUCCUACCUAAACUCCCUCCGAGUGCUGGUAAACGAGUUCCUGAUAAAUCACGAGCUUGUUUACGAGUCCCUCUCGGUGUCGGAUCGUGAGAAGCUCUUUGGCAAGGUUCCAAGUGUGCUGAUCGCCUCCGAGAGACUCCUCGGGGAGUUGGAGAGCACCUGGCGACAGGAUCCAAUGCUACGUGGUCUUCCGAAUGUGCUGCUUCAGCACGCCGAGCGGUGUUCCAAAAUUUACAUUGAUUACUGCUCGAACCAAGUCAGCAUAGACUCAACACUGAAAGAGUUAAAAUCGAGGAAGAGUAAAUUCCUGGAUACUGUCACGAGGAUUGAGGCGCAUCCAGCUUGCCAGAGCCUCUCGCUGCACUCGUUUCUGAUGCUGCCGAUGCAGAGGGUCACUAGGCUGCCCCUUUUGGCAGACGCUGUCCUGUCGAAAUUGUCUACCGAUCAUGAGGAGCGAUUGGAUUGGGAGAAAGUGGUGUCAGUUCUCGGUGGGGUCGUUACAGAGUGCAACGAGGGGGCGAGGACUGCUGGGAGGCAGAUUGAGAUGGAGACACUGGCCAGGAAACUCGUGUACUCAGCCAAGGUGACGCCAAUUGACCUUCGAGGGAGAUAUCUCGUGAGAAGUGGGCCUGUAACUCAGAUCAUGGCGAAAGCUGGGAGUGAGUAUGUCCUCACCUUCAGGAAGAAAUAUCAAAAGACUCCUCUGUACCUUCUCCUUCUGACUGAUUACAUCCUCGUGGCUAAGCUCAAGUCGAAUACCAGUCAGGAGGACACCUACACUGUGAUCGAUGCCUGCAAGAGGAAUCUUGUGGAGCUUGAGAAAGUGCCAGAUGAUUCUCCAUUUGCUGGCAGACAUGCGAUGGUACUGACUCUGCUUGAGAAUCACAAUGGCAGGCAUGUCGAGUAUAUUCUGUCCUGUCAGAAUGGCACUGAGAGGGAGAGGUGGCUGGACGCAGUGUUUCCUCCAGUGUCGAGUUCUGUUGGAGAAACUCUUUAUGAAUCUUGGGAUUGCCCUCAGGUGAUGGCGUUGUACUCUUAUGCACCUAGUCAGCCUGAUGAGCUGUCUUUGCAACCUGGUGAUGUGAUAAAUGUAGUUAGGAAAAUGGCGGAUGGGUGGAAUCAUGGGGAGAAACUUGUUGGGGGCGAGCAGGGAUGGUUUCCGGGGAAUUUUGUUAAGGAAGUCGCUUCGGAGCAUGUCAGGGCGAGGAAUUUGAGGCAACGGCAUAGGCUACUGGCACUCAGUGAGUGCUUGUUGCAGCAGAGGGCUAAGCAACCGAUGAAUCCCAGUCGGUAGUGGGAAGGAGAAUGGACGAUGCCAAACGUUGAUUUGUCACGUCUUGAUAUCUUCGAAAAUGUCUGAAUCAAAACAUUUUCGCAGGGCAUUUCAUAAGCUACAAAAAAUGUUUGUUGAUGAUUUCUCCGUAAAUCACUCGUUAAUGGGGCAAAUGCACAAUCAAUUGAAAUAUUGGGGAAUUUUUGGGGAAUUGAUAGAAAAUAUAGAAUAUAAAUCCAUAUAUUGAUUCUCUGAAGUAUUCAAAAAAUUGUAUAUACAUGUGUUGCUAUAAAAUAGGAAUGUUUGUAUCUGUUUAAUAAAUUCAUGUUUAUGAAAAUAUCUUCGUAAA
Diachasma alloeum is the source of this 4893-nucleotide messenger RNA. RefSeq names its product ephexin-1 (gene Exn). Gene Ontology annotation, biological process: activation of GTPase activity. Gene Ontology annotation, molecular function: guanyl-nucleotide exchange factor activity; protein binding. The record is from RefSeq and is a predicted model, not a curated record. NCBI's taxonomy places the organism in Eukaryota, Metazoa, Arthropoda, Insecta, Hymenoptera, Braconidae. The transcript is spliced from 8 exons. Bases 513 to 4565 code for a protein of 1350 amino acids.